Molecule: messenger RNA, 1253 nt
Organism: Miniopterus natalensis
Lineage: Eukaryota; Metazoa; Chordata; Mammalia; Chiroptera; Miniopteridae
Gene: CX3CR1
Product: C-X3-C motif chemokine receptor 1
Biological process (GO): positive regulation of cytosolic calcium ion concentration; immune response; cell adhesion
Cellular component (GO): membrane; external side of plasma membrane
Molecular function (GO): C-C chemokine binding; C-X3-C chemokine receptor activity; C-C chemokine receptor activity
Source: RefSeq, a predicted model, not a curated record
AUGCCUACCCCCUUCCCCGAACCAAGUCCGGAAGACUUUCAGUACGAUGAGAGCGCGGAAGCCUGUCACCUGGGGGACAUCAUGGCCUUUGGGACUACCUUCCUGCCAAUCGUGUACUCCCUUGUCUUUGCAUUUGGCCUGGUGGGCAAUCUGCUGGUGGUGUCCGCCCUCAUCCACAGCCGGAAGCCCAAGAGUGUCGCCGACAUCUACCUCCUGAACCUGGCCUUGUCCGACCUGCUCUUUGUAGCCACCUUGCCCUUCUGGAUUCACUACCAGAUAAGGGAUCAUGGCUUUGACAAUGCUACGUGCAAACUCACGACGGCCUUGUUCUUCAUUGGCUUUUUCGGUGGCAUAUUCUUCAUCACCAUCAUCAGCAUCGAUAGGUACCAGGCCAUUGUCCUGGCUGCCAACUCCAUGAGCAACCGGACCGUGCAGCACGGUGUCACUGUCAGCCUCAGCGUCUGGGCAGCAGCUAUCCUGGUGGCAGCCCCCCAGUUCAUGUUCACUAAGCUCACGGAGAACCAGUGCUUCGGGGACUACCCUGACGUCCUGCGGAACGUCUGGCCCGUGCUCCGCAACAUGGAAGCAAAUAUUCUUGGCUUCCUGCUCCCCCUGCUGAUUAUGAGUUACUGUUACUUCAGAAUCAUAUGGACACUGUUUUCCUGCAAGAACAAGAAAGCGAAAGCCAUUAAACUGAUCUUCCUGGUGGUCAUUGUAUUUUUCCUGUUCUGGACACCCUACCACGUAAUGAUUUUCUUAGAGACACUCAGUCUCUACAACUUCUUUCCCAACUGUGACACAAAGCGGGAUCUGAAAUUGGCCCUCAAUGUGACCGAGACAAUUGCAUUUAUCCACUGUUGUCUCAAUCCCCUCAUCUAUGCAUUUGCUGGACAGAAGUUCAGAAGGUACCUUGACCAUCUGUAUAGGAAAUGCCUGGCUGUCCUGUGCGGCGGCUCCGUCCACACUGGCUUCUCCUCUUCGGAAUCACAAAGGAGCCGGAAGGGAAGCGUUCUGAGCAGCAAUUUUACUCAGUACACCAGUGAGGGAGAUACGUCCGUGCAUCUCUGAAGAGAUCUCUAAAGCCUUGUCCCUACAGAGACCUGGAGCUCCUGAGUCUGACACUGAAAAAUGAGGACAAUUUUUUUUGUUGUUUCUUACAUGCAAGAAAUGAUGGACCCAAUGACCUCCCAAAACCCGAAGGUGGUUUUAGAAUUGUGCUCAAAAUUUAAAUAAUAAAGGGUAUCCGUCUCUUA